Onychostoma macrolepis is the source of this 1791-nucleotide messenger RNA. RefSeq names its product COP9 signalosome subunit 3 (gene cops3). Lineage: Eukaryota; Metazoa; Chordata; Actinopteri; Cypriniformes; Cyprinidae. Gene Ontology annotation, cellular component: COP9 signalosome. Gene Ontology annotation, biological process: ubiquitin-dependent protein catabolic process. The record is from RefSeq and is a predicted model, not a curated record. The transcript has 13 exons. Bases 266 to 1537 code for a protein of 423 amino acids.
CUCCAGUCAGAAUAUCUUUGUUUUGCACCGGAAGAAAUACUGACACGUUCCUUUUAUUUCUUAAAGAUGUAUAUCAAUUUCAAAUGCACAAUCCUGCGACCUUUUGAUCAGGAAAGAUCCAGUGCCUGAGAUCUCGUGGAAUCUGAGCUGUCACUCAAACCUCGCGAUAUUUGUGUGCUGUUGGCGGCUGAGGGCCCGUCGCUUCUGUACUGGAGAACUGCUUCUGACAUUUGAAUGAAAAACAUCUUCCCAAAAGCGUAAAACGAUGGCUUCGGCUCUGGAGCAGUUCGUGAAUAACGUGCGGCAACUCUCCGCUCAAGGUCAGAUGACUCAACUGUGUGAGCUGAUCAAUAAAAGCGGGGAGCUUCUGGCCAAGAAUCUCUCCCAUCUGGACACUGUUCUCGGAGCAUUGGACAUCCAAGAACAUUCCCUCGGUGUUUUAGCUGUUUUGUUUGUGAAGUUUUCCAUGCCAAACAUCCCUGAUUUUGAGACCCUGUUUUCCCAAGUCCAACUCUUCAUCAGCACCUGCAAUGGAGAGCACAUCCGAUACGCCACAGACACAUUUGCUGGUCUGUGCCACCAGUUGACAACCGCCCUUGUAGAAAGAAAACAGCCUUUGCGUGGAAUAAGUAUAAUUAAACAGGCCAUAGACAAGAUGCAGAUGAACACAAACCAGCUUACCUCAGUGCAUGCAGACCUGUGUCAGUUAUGCCUAUUAGCGAAGUGCUUCAAACCUGCAGUCCCAUUCCUGGAGUUAGACAUGAUGGAUAUUUGCAAGGAGAACGGAGCGUAUGAUGCAAAGCACUUUCUAUGUUUUUACUACUAUGGAGGCAUGAUCUACACAGGUCUGAAGAACUUUGAACGGGCGCUGUAUUUUUUUGAACAGGCAAUAACCACUCCAGCAAUGGCUGUCAGUCACAUCAUGUUAGAAGCAUACAAGAAGUACAUCCUGGUGUCCCUCAUCCUUCAUGGCAAAGUACAGCAGCUCCCCAAAUACACAUCACAGAUCGUGGGCCGGUUCAUCAAGCCCCUCAGUAACGCUUACCACGAGCUGGCUCAGAUCUACGCCACCAACAACCCCACCGAGCUGCGCGCUGUGGUCAACAAACACAGCGAGACAUUUACACGAGACAACAACACCGGCCUGGUCAAACAAUGCCUGUCCUCGCUCUACAAGAAAAACAUUCAGAGGCUAACCAAGACGUUCUUGACGUUAUCCUUACAAGACAUGGCGAGUCGAGUUCAGCUCUCCGGCCCUCAAGAAGCCGAGAAAUACGUCCUACAUAUGAUCGAGGAUGGAGAGAUUUAUGCAAGUAUUAACCAGAAAGAUGGCAUGGUCUGUUUCCAUGACAACCCUGAGAAAUACAACAACCCUGCGAUGCUCCACAAAAUCGACCAAGAGAUGCUGAAAUGUAUAGAGUUAGAUGAAAAACUAAAGUCCAUGGAUCAAGAAAUCACUGUAAACCCCCAGUUUGUGCAAAAGAGUAUGGGAAUGCAAGAGGAUGACGUCGGCAGCAAGACGUCGAGCUACUCUUGAGGCCGUUGCAGAUCGCUGCUUUGCUCUCGUCCCCUUCCUCAUCCCAAAGCUGGAAGACCUUCAUGAGAGCAAAAUCAGUUGGACUAUAUCGGAGGAAAGCAUAAAUGUGUGGAAUGACCUUUUUUUGGUUCUGUCACAGCGCACCCUAAACAAGAACUUGUUUUUGUCAGUGUUUAUUUAUCAAUGCUUGGUUGACAUGCCACUGCAUCAUUUAUGGUCAUUCAAAUAAAGAUACUGGACUUCUUUGUUCAAAA